Messenger RNA from Diatraea saccharalis (sugarcane borer), 618 nucleotides. NCBI's taxonomy places the organism in Eukaryota, Metazoa, Arthropoda, Insecta, Lepidoptera, Crambidae. The record is from the annotation of a GenBank genome assembly.
AUGCAUUGUAAUGGAGAACUUUCUGAGGAAUGGGCAUUGGCGGAGUGCGAGGGUGAAGGUUGGUGGAAGGAAGCCCCGGAUGCAAGCCGUGACAAUAUUGACGUGCGGUACGCGGGCGUCGCCCCAGUGGAACGUGCAUCCUCCGCGCCCGCUACCGCUCUUGCUGUGCGCACUGCCUUACAGUCUGCUAAAUCGUUUAACAAGAAGAUGCAGAGGGUCAGCUUGGAUAUCAGCUCCAAAGGAAUUGUGGUGAACGACCUCAUCGCGCAAGAACAAAUACUGAGCAUUUCUAUCUACAGCAUUUCUUACUGUUCAGCGGACGCUGCAAACGCCCGCGUGUUUGCUGUGGUGGAGGGCAAGUUUAGUGCUGGCUCGGGGGAGUCCCACGUUGUGCACGUGUUCGUGUGCGCUCGGAGAAAGCAAGCCAGAGCACUAGCGCUCUCUCUCGCGCAUGCCUUUAAUGACGCAUACCAGGCCUGGCAAGCAACGCAACAAAGCUCCAUGCAGGGCGGCAAUGGAAAACGACUCGACCCAUGGGUACGGUUCGCUGAGGAGUCUGAUGAUGAAGUGGACAAUGAUCAAUGGGAAUCUCCUGCGCCGCUCGUCACCUUCGCCUGA